CAGAGCUUCUCCGGAAGGCCUUUCAGCUGCACACACCCAUCGGAAAACACAGCGGCGAGUUGAUAACAGCAGUAUAUCCUACAUUUAUUUGCGGACUUUUAGACAAUAAAAAUGGACGAUCAAGAAAUGCAGUUGAAAGUUAAAAGAGUGACUGAUAAAUUCACGGAGAGUAUGUACGUGUUGGCCAAUGAACCGUCUAUAGCCCUCUACAGACUACAAGAACAUGUCAGGAGGUCUUUACCAGAACUGGUGCAGCACAAGACAGAUAUGCAGAGCUGGGAAGAGCAAAGUCAGGGAGCAAUAUACAGUGUUGAAUAUGCAUGCAGCGCUGUGAAAAGCAUGACAAAAAGUAGCCUGUAUUUCAAGAACAUAGAUGGGCUCCUCCGACAAGCCAUUUCAUUAAAGGAAAAGCUCAGCUCGCAAGGACGCAGUGCUGUGAACCCUGCAAAUAAUCCAAACGAUACACCCACACACGCCACAGUCACACCACCUUGACUCAUGGAAGUGUUUCUACAAGGAAAAGAGCUUUGGAUUCCGGCAUGAUUAAGAUUGGAGGAGAAAAGCAGAGCUCUGUCCAUCUCUAAGCCUAAUGAGGGAACUUUAGGCCUUUAUGAGAUCAUCUAACAUCUACUACAACUUCUUAUGAUUAUUGUGGAUUUGAAAAUGAAUUAUUUUGCAACCUUUUUCAUUUACAGUAUGUGUAAAUGACCUAAAGAAGGAAGUACGUGCAAUAUGUAUAAGCUGCUUUACAAAAGUAAUUCUUUGUACUCUAUAAAUCAUAUACAAGCUCUACAUGUGAUGUAGAGAGGUCAACAUGUGAUUGCGUUCUGUAAAUUUGUAUAUACUGAAUUAAAUAAUUCAACAUUUUGUGCAUAAUAAGUGGGUUAUGACAUUCGUGUGGUUUGGUAGGCCACAAUGUAAUACUUACCAGCUAGGUAAACUGAAACGCCGAGACAAAAAAGCCCAACGGCCACGUGUCGGACUGCCCUGCUAUCCAAUAGGAACCAGUCGGCCCUUAGGAUGUAAACAAAAAUGCGAGUUCAUUACCUAUUCAGUGAACUAGUACCUGCUUGUAAAUUUGCAAACCAAAUUGUCAGAAUUGUCUAAAAGACCUGUCUCCUGAAAUGCAAAAGGGAAUGCAUUAAACAGGAUAUUCUAUACUUUGAAUUACAUAUCAAGGAAUUAAGUUUAAAGGUGGGAGCCCACAACCUAUUUUAACUUGAAUAAAAAAUAUAUCAUUUUUAUAUAGUUCUUAUAAAAAUAAAUCAUGUUUCUUUUAAAGUAAAAGUACAGUAACCUUGUUUUCUUUUUCUUCAGAUUGAUGUGUAUAACCAUAGUUUUACUGGUAAGUCUAUGGUCAUUGUAGCGAGAAGAUGGUAAAUGUGUGGUAACUAUGGUUUUACUACAAUUACCACAGUUAAACAACGCUCAAUGUUGUAAAACCAUGGUUAAUUUCCCUAGAAAUUGGUCCCUUCACCCACAAAUAAAAUGCAUGCAUCUCAUUGAA
Molecule: messenger RNA, 1507 nt
Organism: Triplophysa dalaica
Lineage: Eukaryota; Metazoa; Chordata; Actinopteri; Cypriniformes; Nemacheilidae
Gene: borcs8
Product: BLOC-1 related complex subunit 8
Exons: 6
Coding region: 112-495 (127 amino acids)
Cellular component (GO): BORC complex
Source: RefSeq, a predicted model, not a curated record